CGGCGGGCCGCUCGGGAUGUUCCCGGGCACUUCCUGACUGGUUGGCAGCGCGCACACGGCCCGAGUCGCACGUCCCCGGCCCCCUUGUCGCUCGCUCGCUCGCGCGGGCCCGCUCUACGUCGGCCGCGCCGCGGUGGAGGCGCGCGAGGGGUACGCGGCCGGGGAUGAGCUGAUUGCGGGUAAAUACGCCGCCGCCUGGCCCCGAGAGGCCGCGAGGAGCCGCUUUUCUCCGAGUCGCCGCCCUGCCCUUGGAUUUGAGAUCAUGUCCAUUCACAUCGUGGCGCUGGGGAACGAGGGGGACGCGUUUCACCAGGACAAUCGGCCGUCGGGGCUCAUCCGCACUUACCUGGGGAGAAGCCCGUUGGUCUCGGGGGACGAAAGCAGCUUGUUGCUGAAUGCGACCAGUACGGUCGCACGGCCGGUGUUCACCGAGUAUCAGGCCAGCGCGUUUGGCAAUGUCAAGCUGGUGGUCCACGACUGUCCCGUCUGGGACAUUUUUGACAGUGAUUGGUAUACCUCUAGAAACCUAAUCGGGAGUGCCGACAUCAUUGUCAUCAAAUACAACGUAAAUGACAAGUUCUCAUUCCACGAAGUAAAGGAUAAUUAUAUUCCGGUGAUAAAAAGGGCAUUAAAUUCAGUUCCAGUAAUCAUUGCUGCUGUUGGUACCAGACAAAAUGAAGAAUUACCUUGUACAUGCCCGCUAUGUACCUCAGACAGAGGGAGCUGUGUCAGUACAACUGAAGGGAUCCAACUCGCGAAAGAACUGGGAGCUACCUAUCUUGAACUACACAGCCUUGAUGACUUCUACAUAGGAAAAUAUUUUGGAGGAGUGUUGGAGUAUUUUAUGAUUCAAGCCUUAAAUCAGAAGACAAGUGAAAAAAUGAAGAAAAGGAAAAUGAGCAACUCAUUUCAUGGAAUUAGACCACCUCAGCUUGAACAACCAGAAAAAAUGCCUGUCUUAAAGGCUGAAGCAUCGCAUUAUAACUCUGAUUUGAAUAAUUUGUUGUUCUGCUGCCAGUGUGUGGAUGUGGUAUUUUACAACCCAGAUUUGAAGGAAGUUGCCGAGGCCCACAAGAUUGUCCUGUGUGCUGUAAGCCACGUUUUCAUGCUACUUUUCAAUGUGAAGAGUCCCGCUGACAUUCAGGAUUCCAGUAUCAUCCGAACUACCCAAGACCUCUUCACUAUCAGCAGAGACACUGCAUUUCCCGGUGCUCGCCAGGAUUCUCCAGGCAACCCGCCCUUACGCGUUGUCGUCAAAGAUGCCCUCUUCUGCUCUUGUUUGCCGGACAUUCUGCGCUUCAUUUAUUCAGGUGCUUUUCAGUGGGAAGAAUUGGAAGAAGACAUCAGGAAGAAAGUGAAAGAUUCUGGGGAUGUUUCAAGUGUAAUUGAGAAAGUUAAAUGUAUUUUGAAAACACCAGGAAAGAUUAAUUGUCUAAGGAAUUGCAAAACUUAUCAAGCCAGAAAACCUCUGUGGUUUUAUAACACUUCCCUCAAGUUUUUCCUUAAUAAACCAAUGCUUGCUGACGUUGUCUUCGAAAUACAAGGUACAACGGUGCCAGCCCACAGGGCCAUCCUGGUGGCCCGUUGUGAAGUGAUGGCAGCCAUGUUUAAUGGGAAUUACAUGGAAGCAAAGAGUGUUCUGAUUCCAGUUUAUGGUGUUUCCAAAGAGACUUUCUUGUCAUUCUUAGAAUACCUAUACACAGACUCCUGUUGCCCAGCUGGCAUUUUCCAGGCUAUGUGUCUUCUGAUCUGUGCUGAGAUGUAUCAGGUGUCCAGACUGCAGCACAUCUGUGAGCUGUUCAUCAUCACGCAGCUGCAGAGCAUGCCGAGCAGGGAGUUGGCAUCUAUGAACCUGGAUAUAGUUGACCUGCUCAAAAAAGCCAAGUUUCACCACUCCGAUUGCCUUUCAACCUGGCUACUUCAUUUCAUUGCCACUAACUACCUCAUCUUCAGCCAAAAGCCUGAAUUUCAGGAUCUUUCAGUGGAAGAACGCAGUUUUGUUGAAAAGCACAGAUGGCCAUCGAAUAUGUACUUGAAGCAGCUUGCGGAAUACAGGAAGUAUAUUCACUCCCGGAAGUGUCGUUGCUUAGUAAUGUAACCCAGAGCUUUUAUAUGCAUACGCUUUUUAUUAUUAUUAUGAAGAAGAAUGGGAUACCUCUGUGUUCCAGUAAAAUUCUGUGACUGAAACCAAUAUGGGCGUUUAAAAAACUACCAUACAGCUUAGUGUGUUUGUUAGUUCUCUGAAAAAAAACUACUAUUGUGAUUUUAAAAGGGAACAAAAUAUACCAUAGGCUAAAACCAAGGCUUCACCAUCCUAGUAUG
Molecule: messenger RNA, 2322 nt
Organism: Odobenus rosmarus divergens (Pacific walrus)
Lineage: Eukaryota; Metazoa; Chordata; Mammalia; Carnivora; Odobenidae
Gene: RHOBTB3
Product: Rho-related BTB domain containing 3
Exons: 12
Coding region: 263-2098 (611 amino acids)
Biological process (GO): proteasome-mediated ubiquitin-dependent protein catabolic process; regulation of proteolysis
Cellular component (GO): cytoplasm
Molecular function (GO): ubiquitin protein ligase binding; GTPase activity; GTP binding
Source: RefSeq, a predicted model, not a curated record